Brassica napus (rape) is the source of this 1129-nucleotide messenger RNA. RefSeq names its product myb-like protein V. The record is from RefSeq and is a predicted model, not a curated record. NCBI's taxonomy places the organism in Eukaryota, Viridiplantae, Streptophyta, Magnoliopsida, Brassicales, Brassicaceae. Bases 368 to 1003 code for a protein of 211 amino acids. The transcript is spliced from 2 exons.
AAAUGCUGAGAUCGACCAAAUGGGCACACAAAAAUCUGGAAAAGGACACUUCUGUUUUUAUUUUUUUAAUGAAUUAAUAAUAAAUCGAAAUUAAGCUGAAAAUACUAUAAAACCUAAAACUUUAACUUAUUUACAUAUCCAACCAACCUACCCCACCCACUAACCCGACCCGCGUGCCCUUCCCGGAUCCUUCCCCCUAAAUCAAACUAAAUCCCUAAUUCCUCUUCCCCGACAUAACCAACAGAAAAAAAUUCACGAUCUCUCCCCCUUCCCUCUAUCUCAUCUCACUAAUCAAACUCUACCACAAUCAUCACGAUCUCCCUCUAUCUCAUUUGUUUCUCUAUUUCGUGUUACUCUUUGAAACACUAUGGCUCCAAAGACUCGUUUCACCGAACAAACGAACAAAGAAGGUGCGCCGGAGAAGAAGAAGAAGAAUGAGUCAGUGGUGGAGAAGAAGAAAGCUGCGGUGGAGAAGAAGAAAGCUGAGGCGGAAAAGAAGAAGAAAGACUCUGUGAUAAAGAAAAAACAAGCAGCGGUGAAAAGGAGGAGAGAAGCCGUUAAAAAAAAAAGAGAUGCAGAGAAAAAGAAGAUUGAAACCGCAGAGAAGAAGAGGAAGCGAGACAGUGGUGUAGACGAUGAGUCCUCGUCCAAUCCAACCAAGCGGCCUCAGACCGCAUCUUCACCAGAACAUCAAGCCGAUCCUGAUCAUUAUCCGCCACUAUCAACGGAGUUACCUUCGCAGGAUGAUAGAGAGGGUACGCCAAGCCCAUCAGUUCCGAUUGAGCCACAAAAAUCACCUACUCAAACACCCAAUGAGGCGGAGAAUCCACUGCAAGCUCCAAUAACUUCUACCAACAGAGAAUCAGGCUCACCCGAGGCUGCCAUUAACAAUGACGGGCAAACGAUUGGAUCUAACAACAUAGAUUCAAAUUCACAUGAGGCUGCUAUUGGAUCUGCUGCCAUUGACAACGACGCUCCAAGAACGGUAAACAAGUCAACUUAAAUGGUUCUAGAAAUAUUUAUCAUAGGGUCGAAAAAAAAAAUAAGUAGUGAUUAUAUAAGAAGUGUAACUAGUACAACUAAAAGAAUGAAACUAGUUCAACUGGUAAUAAAAUGUUGUAAAACAGAA